CUGACUCAGUUUCAUAUUACCAUCGCUGUUUCUGAGUCAAGGAAAACAAAAACAUGUCUGAGUGCGACAGGCUGAACCGUUAACAGGCAAUAGUAACCUGAAGUCACCUCAACAAGUCGUCGAUUCGACCGACUGCUAUAUGAUUCCCGUCGUGUCAACGGCCGACGACCCAGAAAGAUGCCGCAGAAAGCACUGGGAUCCAUUGUAGGUCUUCUUUGUACCGGGACCUGUCUGGUGCAGGGGAAGGAGUUCUGUUUUGGGGUAAACAAUGAGCAGUAUCGCUGUGAGAUGGGCUACUGCUGUGGUGAGAGAGAGUGCUGCACCUACUACUAUGAGCUCUGGUGGUUUUGGUUGGUAUGGACCCUGAUUAUCAUGCUUAGCUGCUGUUGUGCGUACCGACAUCGGAGAGUUAAGAUGCGUCUUCAGCAGGAGCAACGUCAACGUGAGAUUAGCCUCAUGGCCUACCAGGGAGCUUCCAGCUCCUUCAUUUCUCCUCCACCACUUAAUUUAAGAUUCUGGAAUGACUGCAAGCUACCUGACUACGAAGAGGUGGUGGGUCACCCGCCAACGCCCCCUCCCCCAUACUCUGAAAACCCCCCUGAGACUGUUCCAGCACUCCCCGCUCCAGUGAGCCAGCCCGACACUGCCGCUGUUCAACCACCAGCAGCUGAAGAAGAGCCACAAGCAGACGCUCAGGCCUCAGGCUCCUCAUCGGGCUCUUCGAUGCUGAUCCAAGCACAGCACGUGGCUGAGGAGAACGUCGAGGUUCCCCUGAUGGCCGGGGGUCAAGAGGAGGACGAAGACGAGGAGCUUAUUACUCGGCGCCGACAUGUCACCGGUGACUCAGGGAUCGAGGUGUGUGUUUGCCAACUGGAUGUUGAUGAGGGCUCAGGGCUUGAAGAGGAAUGUGAUGAGGAGCACCGGAUGUGUAAGGCCAGUGGUGGCCACUGCUGCUCUGCACAGCAGCAGCAGAGCUUCAGGCAGAAGGAGCACACCACAGAGCUGCCCAGCCAGACCGCCAGCACCAGCACUGGGGACCACAUGGUGUGAUCCACAACUAACCAGCCAACCAGUCCGGCUUUCUGCCUCACACAGGGAGAUCAUCAUCACCACAGGGACUGUCUGUGUUUUAAUGCUUUAAACUAACACACAGGCAUGACGUCACGAUGAUGAUGAUGAUGAUAACGAUAACUAAUCCUUAAUGCCGCCUGUUAAAGAAAGAUGAAUAACAUGUUUAUUUUUUGGACUUUUUUUUUGCUUUUCUUUUGCAGGGGAAACAGAAAACGCUCUUGGAUGCUCCAUUUGGUCUGUUUUUUUGGUGAGCAAAAGGAAGUCAUAAGAAGGCAGCAAUUGAUUGUGAUUGAAACCAGAAAUGACUGUUUCCCUUUGUUUCUGUGUUCUCUUUGAGCACUGCCUUCAUGUUUCUGUCCCACCGCUCUCCUUGGUCAAAACAUUUCCUGCCACUCAUCCGUCUGACAUUUUACCUCCACUGGGAUGGUCAGCCAGGAGCAUACCAACACGGUCAAUGACAUCCCCCCUCCCCCCAGCAGAGGAGUCAUAAACAAACCUCUUGAAAACUCUAUGAUUCUGAAUGAAUCAGAGAGAGCACAUACAUUUUGUUUCCCCAAAAGCAGUUUGCGCCUAAGAGUUUAUGUGUGUGCUCUUUAAUCUAGGGCACAGCUGCAUGGUGAUGUCAGCUGUGAGGUCAUGGCAACCAGUGUCCGCUGGUGUGAAGAGUGUGCGACUCUUUGCAUGUGGGGGGGGGGUUAUGCAACCGCAAAUAGCAGAGAAGAGAGACAGGAAGGCGGUUGUUGUUUUGUCUCUAGGCUAUUAAAUGUCACACAACCCUUUUUGAUAUCCAUGCAGUGAUGUGUAUAACUGAAUGAUCACCAAUUAACACUUUUUGGAAGUAAUGGGUGACCAUCUUUAAGGAACUUAAUCAUGGUGUGCACUUGAUCUCUUGUAUCUGACUGUAUUCAGUUCUUAAUAAUAGCCCAGAGGGCUAUGCCACCACUUUUAACCCCCCAAAAUAUCCUGUGGUGGCUCUGAUAAUGUGUUUUAUUUUCUGUGUUACAUUGGAGUGAGCUUUGGCAGCAUUUAGCUCAUUUCUUCACUUAAUUACAUAGUUUAGAUUUCACAGAGGAUGUAAAUGCUUUAUUUUCAUUUCAUAACCAGCUAUGCUUCACUUAAAUGCCACGUUUGUCACUAUAAAUGGCAACAAAGCUCCUGACAGGGGCUGCUUGAGUAUGUAUGUGCUUGUGAGUGGAUGUUUAAAGUGCAGUAGGUAAGGGUUGAGUCGUGUGGUUUUUUUAGUGCUGUUGCACCUGGUCAAUGAGGUGGAUUAGAAGCACUGGUAUUUUUGCAUGAGGCAUGGAUUUCUCUGUUUAUAUUUGAGUUCAUUGGCAUUUUCUAGCUAUUUGUUAUUAGGCUACACAUCUGUGAACCCAGGGUUCCAGUUAAAAAGAGAGGUUUAAAUCCUUACACCCUGUGUUUAGUUACGUUUUACUGUUAGAAGUGUGUAAGCCAUGCUGUCCUCUGAAUGCACUGCUGGGUAAAAGUUAACCGGGGCUAUCCUGGUUCACUGCAGACCCUCUGUAGCUCUUGGCAGCCUGAGGGAUUUGCAGCGGUAUUUUCCAUUGGCAGCAGAGGGCGGAUGCAUUAGCAAGUUGAGGUGGAUGCGGGCUCUUGGUCUGCAGUCCUGUCACUGUUGGCACAGCUGCAGAGUCUAUUGUGAAUAACCGCAUGCUUUUUUGCAUGUCAUGUCGUUUGCCCUAUAUACUGUACAGUCUGUAUUCAAAGCAGUCCAACUGGAUGGUGUCUGACAGGAACACAAAACAAAUUCAUCCUCCCCUGGCAAACUAAAAACUAGUGCAAGAGCAGAAAAAAUUGACGCAUCUGUAACUGUUUCAUUGAGAUUUUUGUUUGGGAAAUGGUUAACAACUUUUUUUAUUAGUCUGCUUUGAUACGGUGUAUGGAAAUGAACACAGUGUAAAGACUCAGGUCAGUCAUUCUGGCUCAUACAGGCUCAUAAAGCUCCACUCUGGAGUAUAUUAUAAAAGUGAUGCAAAAGUUUUCUAUGAUAGACAUAAUCCUGAAUUAAGUAUAUUGGAUGGAUCUGGUUAAACAUCCAGUUUACAGAAUCCAAAUGUUUUUGUUAGCAAAUAUCCAUCCUGAGAAGCUGGAGGAAAAAUGGUACCUUUUAUGCUGAGUUUAGACCCUUACUGUGUUAAAGCAGGGAUGCGCAAUAUUAUCAGCUUAAUGUAGGACAAGGUUCAUGGAAUGUUGAGGCAGUACCCACAAACUGACGUUUGUUUUUUAGUUCCACCUUGACCUAUGAAAUGUGCUUUAAGGAUUGAAGUUUUAGGUCUGGGCUACAUUUUAUAUAAGUACCGGAAAAAAUGAUUUUUUAAAUAUUAGAUUGAGGCUAAAAUAAAAUAUUAUACUUCCCUACAAUCAAGGAAACGUAUAUGUCGAUUAUUUUCAGCACUGUCUGAACACUGACAAGGACGAUACUUGUUUCUGCUCUUAGUGCUUCCUUGUUCCUCCAGCUGGCAGCAGCCCAGCGCUCUGUUCUCACACUGGAUGUGCUUCUUAGAUCUACAAUUUGAGCUUCACUAUAAAAGCUGUAUUUCCACCAAGCAGUCUGACUCAGUUUGGCUCAGUACAAUAGGCAAUUAUUUGCAUUUCUGCUGAACCAAAGGAUGGGCUCUUAUAGAGCCCAGCAGUGUUAGCCUACCUUUUUGGCAGUCCUGACUCUGGAACCAAAAUUCACCAUUCAAAUCUGCCAUGAACAUUUUGUAAAAUCCUUAUUACAAUGCUUUUAGUGCAUAGACCAAGCGUAACAUUCACCUGAGUACUAUAAAAUAUUUUAUUCAACUCAAAAAUGGAGAGAAAGGCAAUGGUACAAGACUGUGUGCAUUUUUUCUUUACAAGUUGGAAGGAACUAAAUAUUCCACCAUCCACCGUGAUUUAUUUUAUUCCUUGUUAAUGAUAGAUUUUCAGAUCAUACAAUAACCCUUUUUUCUACACUAAUCUUUAUUGUAGUGACUUAAUCUAGAGAGUUUGAGCAUUUAUCACUUGGCGAUGGCAUGUAUUGCUUCCUUCGUGGGCAUUUCCAAGGUAACUGGAGAUCCCAUCAAUGAGAGACGUUAACUGUGACACUCAAGGAUUGUGGGUAUUGUAGUAUUUUUUCACUAAAAACUAUGUUGUUCUGAAAAACGAGGUUGAUAUCUUAAGAACCUUUGUCUCCUACAGGAGCAUAUAACGUUUCACACUCAGGUUACUUGUGGUUAAUCUAACUUGGAUACUUCUGAUUAUAUGGUGGAUAAUCAAAUCUGCUAUGGAGAAAAUGAAUGGGAUUUUGCUUCCAUAACCACACUGUUGAGCCCUACUGCUGAGGUGAGCCAAAGGAGCCAGAUCUCUGAAAAGAGCCAGGAUUCUUUGUGCAAGAGUUGACGGACCGUUGCUGUAGAAACACAACAUCAGCAUCAACUAUCAAAUUAUACCAAACUGUUCUUAACCAAUCCAGACUGCUUGGUAGAAACGCACUUAGACGGUUUGAACUUGAGGAGAAAUAUGAGAGUGAGUGCACCUGUAACACUGCUGUAGUGUGAAACACAAAUCCAGCUCCCUGAGGUCAGGACAAUUUAGUUUCAUUUUCAUUGCAUCAGCCUAAUCAAACAUGCUUUAGUGAAAGGUUUUCAGCCUUUUGAUGCUCCUUCAAUAUGAAGCCGAACUGACGUGACAAUGAGGGCUGUUGCACUGUGAGCAUGACUAAAUACCAUUAGCAGAAGUCAUACUACAGACAUUGUUUGACCAGCACACCUCAAGCUGCCUUGCUGCAUCUCUAGAGAGAAAAUGUCUUGAUUAUGAAGUGGCACAGUGAAAAGUACAAGAAAAGAGUUGUGCUACUGCCUUAUUAGAGUAGGUGUUUAAGUGGAUUUGUUCUGUUUUGUUUUCUCAAUAAUAUGAUUGCUUCAGAGUAGAGGAGUGCUCUGUAUCAAUUCAGAUGUCAUCUGUGCUUGCUCCUCUUGUAUGAAGAGGAUGUGGUUUAAAAAGAGCAGCCACACAGUUUAAACUGUCACGUAAUCGUUGUAGUGUUUUACAUGCAUAGGUUUUGUAUCAGAGUGUGCGGUUGUGUUGAGUUCAUGUGUGUUUGUCAAGCUGUGGCACUGAUGGAGAAGUGGAGACCGGAGUUUGUGCUUGUUCUGUUUUGGUUUCAAGGAUCUGGUCAGACAUAGUUUGUGAUGUGAACCGAAUCUGAAGCAUAAGUAAGACUAGUUUUGAUCAUCCUGUUUGUUAUAUUCUCCAACAAGAGAUUACUUCAUAACAUGUUGUUAUGAGGAUUUUUUUUGUAUACAUAUGUAGGCAGAGGAACUGGGGAGGGGGAUGGGAUGGGGUUUCUUUUGUGCAUGAGUGAACUUGGGGGUCCAUAGUUUUACCAUUGCCAAACAACGACUAUGCCUCGCUAGUUUUCACAUGUUUACUAAGAUUAAGGGCUAUAUCUGUCAUCCAUUGUGUACAAACAUCCAUCCAUUCAUUUUACUGAGUGAUACGUGUGCUGUUUGUUUGAAGCCACAGUUGCCGAGAUCCACUAUGUGAAUAUGGUGUGUUUGGAGUUCUUUUUCAUGUAGUGGAGCUCAUAUUUAAAAUAGCUGAUUGUAUAUGACCAUGUAUGUUUGUGUUAUAGGCUUUAACUUUGCCUUUUUUUUGUUCUGUCACACUUAACGGAGGUGCGUGAUGCAUGCUGAACCCCGAUCCCACUUGAACUCAUUAUGUAACCAGCUACAUGUCUGUGUGGUGUGAUGGGACUAUGGCUGAAUCCCAGUUCUCCCCUUAACCCUCAAUCUUAACCCUCAGUCUCAAAAUGUACAUUCCCGGGAAGUGCGAGGGCUGUCCCAAUUCUCCCGAGAGUUGAGUUGAGGGGCGAGUUUGAGGGUUUUAUCUCCCCCAAUUUUGAGAUGUUCCUGGAGCUCCCUUGGUUUUGAGAGGUUUCACUCAAAGAAAGAUGGCAGUGAAUGUGGGGAAGAAAUCGAGCUACAAAUGUAAAUAUUUCUUUAUUAAUAGAGAUCUAAAAAUUAAGAAAACCACUCCAAUGUCUUGGUUACCUCCGCCAAGGAGAUUAUGUGAUCGGGAGGGUUUGUUUGUUUGUUAGUUUGUUAGCAACAUAACUCAAAAACUUAUGGACGUUUUUUUGAGAUUUUCGGACAAUGGCAUAAGGAAGAA
Molecule: messenger RNA, 6225 nt
Organism: Cheilinus undulatus (humphead wrasse)
Lineage: Eukaryota; Metazoa; Chordata; Actinopteri; Labriformes; Labridae
Gene: wbp1
Product: WW domain binding protein 1
Exons: 4
Coding region: 178-1050 (290 amino acids)
Source: RefSeq, a predicted model, not a curated record